Molecule: messenger RNA, 645 nt
Organism: Penicillium angulare
Lineage: Eukaryota; Fungi; Ascomycota; Eurotiomycetes; Eurotiales; Aspergillaceae
Product: Bromodomain associated domain protein
Exons: 1
Coding region: 1-645 (214 amino acids)
Molecular function (GO): protein heterodimerization activity
Source: RefSeq, a predicted model, not a curated record
AUGUCUGGCCAAAACCUCCACAUUGCUCUCCUCCGUCCUCCCAUCAUCCAGAUCCUCCGCGCUCAGGGUUUUCAUUCAACCAAACCGUCCGUACUUGAAUCGCUUUCAGAUAUUACAUCGCGCUACAUUAUGAUCCUUGCAAACGCUACCGCCGCACAUGCAGCCAAUGCCCACCCAGAAGACCCGUCACCCGUCCUUGAAGACGUUUACCAAGCCCUGCAAGAUGCAGGUGCUAUUCGACCACAACUACGAGAAUGGGAAGAGGAAUGGCAGAGUGAGGAGGACAUGCGUGGCCUUGAAUCCCUGAUCGAUUGGAUCACCGGCCCAGCACACCGCGAGAUUCGACGUAUCGCUGGAUUUGUCCCAAGUGAAGGUGACAUGGUUGAUCCUGACGCGAUCGAGAAGGAGGAUUACCUGACUGCCUUGAAGAAGAAGCACAGUAAGACGGGCGAAGAGUCUCGAUACGCGGGGACAGUGCUUGGAAAGGGUGCGGAAGAACAUCCUAUCGUUAUUGAAGGUGGUGUUCCAAGUAUUCAAGAAUGGGGGCAGCAAGUACGAUCGCGGGCGCCGGCUAGCCCCGCCAGUGAUACUUCUGGAGUCAGUAGUGCGCCCAGUCAUUUGUCUGAAGAUGCGAUGGAAGUGUGA